Molecule: messenger RNA, 795 nt
Organism: Letharia columbiana
Lineage: Eukaryota; Fungi; Ascomycota; Lecanoromycetes; Lecanorales; Parmeliaceae
Exons: 2
Coding region: 1-795 (264 amino acids)
Source: RefSeq, a predicted model, not a curated record
AUGACCCCAAGGGACUUCCUCGGUCAGCUACCUGAGGCCCAAGAUCUGCCCGACUGCGACGAAUGUCCAGUAUGUCUGCAGAAGUACGUAUCCGCGAAAGCCCCAGCUCCUGGGAUCAUCGAACGCAUCUUUUCGAUGGCCGCUCGCCGAGACCCAGAACCAAUCGAACCCGAGCACGCUGUUCGACUACCCUGCCAGCAUGUCCUUGGCAGCAAAUGCAUCAAGCGCUGGAUCUCCCGCACCGAAGGAGAUCAGAAUACUUGUCCCUAUUGCGUUCAGCAGCUUUUCACGCCGUUGAAAUACAUAGUAAGCAAGCACCCAAGUUGGAACAUGAUGAUCGCCAUCUUAGGUGGCUAUGGGUUUACCAUGGAUCCAAAUGGCACGUGGCUUUGGAAUCAGAUUCAAGGCGCAGGCGCGCUCAGCAGCAAAGACAUCCUUGAAUCACGAGCGAUUGCGAAAAAAAAUGUUGCUACGCUCGAAAACUUAUUUGGACCAGAUAAGGACAAGAUGACUACUAUUCAAAGAAUUGCUGCCUCGCGCUUAACGGUGCACCUUCGACUCACGGUGGUCUACCUUCAGGUCCAGGAAUUCCUUCCACCACUUCAAGAAGUCAAUUUGAGAUACCCGUUCGUGACAUUGGAGAAGCAUCAGGAGGAUGCGUUGUUUGACCAGGUCAAGUCGAGGAAGGGGGGUGAUUAUGAUCGCAAGGUUUGGGAUUCUCACAAACGUCUGGGGCUAAUUCCCGGGAUACGAUGGGAGAAUGGUGCAUACCGUCACUAUUGGGCUUUUGCAUGA